UCAAGACCGAGUAAUACCGAGUCAACGCCUCCGCUGCGUUCUCGGCCGCGCCCCUGACGUCGGCGGGUUACAUGCGUUGAGGCGACGCCCCCGGGUAGACGGUCGGCUCUGAGCUGUGCAGUGACCCCCGCUCGUUCCCGUGACCCCCAUUCAACCCUAGAGUCCCGAACCGCAUCGCACCGCAUCGCGGUCAAGGUUGCCCCGUCCGUCCGUCCGUCCGUCCGUCUACCGCGCGGCGCGGCGAGCCAGGUUGGCCACCACCACAGCAGACGCUGCGUUAUCGACCGCGCAGGCCGCGAUCUGUCUCAACACGUCGUUUUUUUUCUGCCGACGGAAAACGUUUUCCUUCUGCUGGGUUUUGUUGACGCUUGUAAAUUCAACCUUGGCCUGAGAAACUGAACAUAUCAAGAUGCAUCGUGCACGCUCCGUAGCAACUAAGUUAUCGCCCCUGUUGGGACCAGAACAGUUUGGAUCGUGGCUUCUUCAAAGUAGCAAACCCGCCCGAUCAUUAUCUAUAACAACCAGCAGACAUUACAAUGCACCAGUCGCAACAGAACCUUUCCUCAAUGGCAGUUCCUCUGCUUAUGUUGAGGAAAUGUACAAUGCCUGGCUGGCUGAUCCCAAGAGUGUCCAUGUGUCGUGGGACUCAUUCUUCCGCAACAGUACUGGUGGUGCCGCUCCAGGCCAAGCCUACCAAUCUCCUCCUUCCUUAGCUCCACCCGGUAAAAACCAAGUGCCUAUAUCUGCCAUUGUGCCACAGUUAGGAGGAUUAGGAGCAUCAAUGCCUGGUCAAGUCAAUGAGAAGCUGAUUGACGACCAUCUCUCCGUUCAGGGCCUCAUCAGAUCUUAUCAGGCUCGAGGUCACCUUGCGGCUGAGCUGGACCCGCUGGCCAUCAUGUAUGGCGCCACCGAUGAAACUUACACUGUCCGCAAGGGUGCUCCACCAGAAGUGGUGGUGCGCCAGCAUAUGCUGGAGGAGUCAGAUAUGGACAGAGUAUUCAAGCUACCUUCCACAACCUUCAUUGGUGGCAAAGAGAAGUCCCUGACCUUGCGUGAAAUUCUUCGCCGACUGGAGAUGUCCUACUGUCGGCACAUUGGUGUGGAGUUCAUGUUUAUCAACUCAUUAGAACAAUGCAAUUGGAUUCGUCAAAGGCUAGAAACCCCUGGAAUCAUGGAUAUCGACAACGCUCAAAAGCGCCUUAUCUUGGCCCGUCUUACUCGAGCAACAAUGUUUGAAGCUUUCCUGGCUCGUAAGUGGACCAGUGAAAAACGAUUUGGUCUGGAAGGAUGUGAAAUCCUAAUUCCUGCCAUGAAACAAGUCAUUGACAGGUCAACUGAGCUGGGAGUUGAAUCAAUUGUUAUGGGUAUGCCCCACAGAGGCCGUCUGAAUGUGUUGGCCAAUGUGUGUCGUAAGCCUUUGCACCAACUCUUUACUCAAUUUGCUGGUCUUGAAGCAGAGGAUGAUGGUUCUGGAGACGUGAAAUACCACUUGGGUACUUACAUUGAGCGUCUUAACCGAGUUACCAACAAGAACAUCCGUCUUGCUGUUGUGGCAAACCCAUCUCAUCUGGAGGCUGCAGACCCAAUAGUGCAGGGCAAAACCCGUGCAGAGCAGUUCUACCGUGGCGAUAAUGAGGGCAAAAAGGUCAUGUCCAUCUUGUUGCACGGUGAUGCUGCAUUCUGUGGCCAAGGAGUUGUAUUUGAGACCUUCCACUUGUCAGACCUACCAGACUACACUACUCAUGGAACUAUUCAUAUUGUUGUCAACAACCAGAUUGGUUUUACAACUGAUCCUCGCCACUCUCGGUCAUCACCUUAUUGCACAGAUGUUGCUCGUGUUGUGAAUGCUCCAAUUUUCCAUGUGAAUGCUGAUGAUCCAGAGGCUGUGAUGCAUGUAUGCAACCUUGCUGCUGAAUGGAGAAACACCUUCCAUAAGGAUGUUGUCAUUGAUAUUGUUUCAUACCGUCGCAAUGGACACAACGAGGUGGAUGAACCCAUGUUUACUCAGCCUCUUAUGUACCGUAAAAUCCGAAACACAAAACCAGCUCUUGACAAGUAUGCCGAAAAACUGAUUGAAGAAGGUGUGGUAACCCCUGAGGAAGUUAAAGAUGUCAAGGACAAAUAUGAGAAGAUUUGUGAGGAUGCGCAUGCUGCUGCCCGUAAGGAGACUCACAUCAAGUACAAGGACUGGCUCGAUUCCCCAUGGUCUGGUUUCUUUGAGGGCAAAGACCCUCUUAAAAUGUCCACUACUGGCAUCAAGGAGGACACACUUGUGCACAUUGGCAAGCGAUUCUCCUCUCCUCCACCCAACGCAGCAGGGUUCAUUAUCCAUAAGGGUAUUGAGCGCAUCUUGAAAGCUCGCAUGGAAAUGGUUGAGAACCGCACAGUUGAUUGGGCACUUGGUGAAGCAAUGGCUUUUGGUUCUCUGCUGAAGGAGGGUAUUCAUGUUCGUCUCAGUGGACAGGAUGUGGAGCGUGGAACUUUCUCUCACAGACAUCAUGUCCUUCACCAUCAAACUGUAGACAAAGCAACAUACCGCCCACUUUGCUCCCUGUACCCUGAUCAGGCCCCUUACACUGUAUGUAACAGUUCCCUCUCUGAAUAUGGUGUUCUUGGAUUUGAACUUGGAUUUUCAAUGACCAAUCCCAAUGCACUGGUUAUUUGGGAGGCUCAGUUUGGAGAUUUUAACAACACUGCUCAGUGCAUCAUUGAUCAGUUCAUCUCGUCUGGUCAAGCUAAGUGGGUUCGACAGUCGGGCUUGGUCAUGCUCCUACCCCAUGGUAUGGAGGGAAUGGGACCUGAACACUCCAGUGCUAGGUUGGAGCGCUUCUUGCAAAUGUCUGCUGAUGACCCCGACUACUUCCCUCCUGAAAGUGAAGAGUUUGCAGUCCGUCAGCUUCAUGAUAUCAACUGGAUUGUAGCCAAUUGCUCCACUCCUGGCAAUUUGUUCCACAUUCUACGAAGACAAAUUGCUUUACCUUUCCGUAAGCCACUGAUUUUGAUGACUCCCAAGUCUCUGUUGCGUCAUCCUGAAGCAAGGUCCAGCUUCGAUGUUAUGACUGAAGGCACUGAGUUCCAGAGGAUUAUUCCUGAUGAGGGCCCAGCCGGUCAGAACCCAUCAGGAGUGAAGAAGGUGUUGUUCUGCUCUGGAAAGGUGUACUAUGAUAUCAAGAAAGCUCGUGCUGAUAAGGGAUUGGAUGAUAAAAUUGCUUUGGUCCGAGUUGAACAGAUUUCACCUUUCCCGUACGAUUUGAUCAAGAAGGAGUGUGCCAAAUACCCCGAUGCACAGCUGGUCUGGGCUCAGGAAGAGCACAAGAACCAAGGAGCCUGGUUCUAUGUCCAAAACAGGUUCAACACAACAUUGAAUGGAGGACGCCCUGUGACCGGACUAAGUGGACCUGUCGAGGUCUUUUGUGAUGGUGCUAAGGAACAAGGGGGGUUGUUAAAGCGCCUUUUUGGCUCUGAUGUACGUCAGGAGAAUGAUACUUCAUUUGAGUCUGCGUCUCAGGCUGGACCUCAGUCUGAGACCCAGACGCAGACUUCAAGUCUGCAAACCAAUAUCCGAACCAUUAGCUACUGUGGACGUCCCACUGCGGCCUCACCAGCCACGGGUAGCAAGGCUCAGCAUUUGAAGGAACUGAAUGCUCUCCUGGAAGAUGCUACAAGUGUUUAAAUGUCUUAACUCUCUAGAUUAGAUCAGCUCAAGUAACAUUUAGCUUACAAUCUUUAUUUUACCUUGUGCCUGCUUCAUAAUUCAGAAUUUAUUAGUUUACAAAGUACCUUCUAAUUGUAGAUGCAAAAUUUUCUCUGUAAAACAUAAAUUUUAGUUUAUUUAUCUUUAUACAGGCACUUGGUUUGUUUCAGAGGAGUUAUUAUCUUGUAUUGUGUCAGCUGGCCUGGCUAUUGGUUUAUUUGGCAGAGGCUCUGUAACACAGAAAAGGGGUCUGUAUGCUGAUUUAGUGAAAUUGUUGAGUUCCUAUGACUGUUAACUCUGUGUUACAUUGUGGUUAGUCUUCUGUAAGGUAAACUUUUGUUUGCUUUUAUUUGUUUUUAAAAGAGUCUUGAAAGUCCUGUCCAACAAUUUCAGGAGGUACUAAGACUCGAGGUUUGUGCUGUUAAUUUAUUUAAGUAUUGUUAUUUUUCUUUAAUGUUAGUUUUACGAUAAUGCACAAGUCCUCUUUUUAUGCACCAUAAAGUGACUCUGGUGUUUUCCCCUCUUUGUUGUGAGCCAGAGUUGCUGUUAAUCGUAAAUCAGGACUCCUAGUAAUGGUCCAUGAGACUGAACUUGCAUACAUAAGAUGUAUUUUGUAGUCCGCACUCUAAUUUCGGGCUUGGCAUUGUGCGACUAAAAUUGUAUUCACCAUCAUUUGUUGUGACGAGUGUUGCAAGUGGACUGAUUUUUCAUCAAAUGUGGAGGAAAUUUCCUUUACUUGUCUGUAUAACAGGCAUGAACAAAACUGUUGUAUACUCAUUUCUGUGGGAGAAAGAAAUAUUUGUAUCUUGCUGAACGGAGGAAAGUGGUAAAUCAAUCUACUUAAGAUAUUGUUUCUGAAAUUCCAGAGGCUGCUUGCUAUCACAACUUAGAAGACAAAUCUUUUGCCAGCUGUAUUAUAAAAUGGCAUAAUGUCUAGCUGUAACUAUACUGUAUUCUAAGCACUUUAUUGUAGGCCGCAUCCCAUUCAUACAGGAUUUGUUUCAGUUGCUCGUUUAAAAGAAUAUGGUGCAUGGGUAAGACCUGUACAUGGAGGAUAAUCCGUGCUUGUUAAUGUUAUUUAUUUUUUUGUCAGUGUGUGCUUGGAUGUGAGAUGACAUGACCAAUGUCCUUCUGUGUACAGUAAUGCUACCUGAAAUGAAUGUAUGUGAUUUUUAAAGUUUUAAGUCUGUAAAAUAAAAUCAUGUUGUUUCAAU
This is a messenger RNA of Thrips palmi, 4908 nucleotides long. It is a transcript of the gene Nc73EF, whose product is annotated as 2-oxoglutarate dehydrogenase, mitochondrial. Gene Ontology annotation, cellular component: mitochondrion; oxoglutarate dehydrogenase complex. Gene Ontology annotation, molecular function: thiamine pyrophosphate binding; oxoglutarate dehydrogenase (succinyl-transferring) activity. Gene Ontology annotation, biological process: tricarboxylic acid cycle. The transcript has 18 exons. The coding region runs from base 410 to 3673 and encodes 1087 amino acids. The record is from RefSeq and is a predicted model, not a curated record. NCBI's taxonomy places the organism in Eukaryota, Metazoa, Arthropoda, Insecta, Thysanoptera, Thripidae.